Molecule: messenger RNA, 8622 nt
Organism: Peromyscus californicus insignis
Lineage: Eukaryota; Metazoa; Chordata; Mammalia; Rodentia; Cricetidae
Gene: Sost
Product: sclerostin
Exons: 2
Coding region: 6627-7268 (213 amino acids)
Biological process (GO): ossification; negative regulation of Wnt signaling pathway; negative regulation of BMP signaling pathway
Molecular function (GO): BMP binding
Source: RefSeq, a predicted model, not a curated record
CUCCAUGUUGAGACUCUAGGCUACAAUAGCAAGAUCCUGUGUUUCAAAACCAAAAAAAAUCGCAUAAUUAAGGGUCACCCAGCACUUUAAAGCUAAGUGGAAGUAGUUUCAGACUUGCUGUUUAAGGAAGCUGGGCUGUUCUUGGCUCUAAUGCCUCUGAGACCAGCUCCCAGUGAUGUCCAAGCACCCUGUGCAUGUCUUUGAGCCAUCCCCAGAAAAGGAAGUUAAAAGUGGGUCCCCAGUCAGUUAGGUGACACGUGUGAGGAUGAACUCUGCUCUGGGAGAGUCUGGGUUCUCCUCCUCCUGCCUCAUCUGGGUGACAACCCCACAGGACAGCCCACUGCUGUUUACUCCUGGCAGCCUUUGUGGAAAAAUGAGGAAAAGGGGCCCUUAGGAGAUUCCUGCCUUUCCUUUGGGGCUCUUUGCUGAAAGUUGAGGGUUUCUGGGUUGGCUUUACCCCGUGUUCAGAGGUUAGCUCCUACUUCUUCAGCUAGAAUAGCCGUGUGUUGUCGAAGAGCCGCCACAUGCAUGCCCUCGAGUGGGGGCCAUUCCUGGAUGGUGUUCUAUCCCUGGAAAGUGAUGGAAUAAAGAAUUCAGGAUGUCCUUUCCUCUUCCCCGGACCUGAUCACUUUCUUUGACUCAGAAAAAUCCAGGUUAAAAUUAAAAUGUAAAAUGGUUUCCUCCUCAGUCUUCAAGUAGGCCGGCUGCCUUCCCAGAGGCAGGCUGUUCCCCUCUGCCAUUCUACUUUCUUGAGAGCAUAGACCAACAGUUACCAAGCGAGGGAACUCCUUUGGCCCACACUAAGGCUCUUUUGGGCUCCAACUCGGGAGGCUGUUUUAAGAAUCCCCUGUUGGUUUUUUUUUUUUUUUUUUUUUAAGAUUUAUUUAUUAAUUAUGUAUACAAUGUUCUGCCUGCGUGUACGCCUGCAGGCCAGAAGAGGGCACCAGAUCUCAUUACAGAUGGUUGUGAGCCACCAUGUGGUUGCUGGGAAUUGAACUCAGGACCUCUGGAAGAACAGCCAGUGCUCUUAACCGCUGAGCCAUCUCUCCAGCCCCCCUGUUGGUUUUUUAACACCUCCCCCGACCCCCCAGGAAAUGGGCAUGAGUGAUGAUGCCGUGGCCAGCAGGCGGCGCUGUUGAGAAGGCUGGUGCCUUUCCAGCCGCAAGUUCACCUUAAGAUGCUUGUAGUAUGAAGAUGCUCUCAAUGCUUUAAUCAAAAUAAGCACUGAUCUUAAAUAUGAAGAUAAGAGCUUUCCUCACAGAACACUUUCUUUUUCAUAAUAGUGGGAUCAGAUGGUCCUUCCAGAUCAAGAUUCUAUCCCGACUGUAAACAGAGGGAGUCUCAGGGUAGGGAGAAGAGUGGCGAAUGUUUAGCUUGUGUUUCUCUAACGUCCUCAGCUGUUCGGGUAACUUGAAUAAGAGUGAUUUACUGGACAGAAAAGGUUCAGGGGAAGGGGUGGUGGGGCGAGGCAGAGCACUGUCACCUGCCUUCCUGAGUUCGAUUCCUGCCAUUGGGGGGAAAAGGAAAGUUUAAUGUGUAUUGUACCACCAGUGUUAACACACUAUCAAAUUGUAACCAAAAUAAAUGUCUUAUCUUACAAAGAGGUCUGUUUGGGGUGUGUUUCCUCCUAUAGGUCUGGGUUUUUUUAUGUUUGCUUUUUCUAACUUAAAAAGUGGUGGUGCUGUUGUUUUUGAGGUAGGUUCUCAAUGUAGCCCAGCCUGGCCUCAAACUCCAUCUGUAGCCAAGACUGCCUUGAACUCCUGAUUCCCUGCCCUCUGCUUCCAAGUGCUAGGAUUAAAGGCACAUGCCAACCAUACCUGUACAGCCUUUUUCUAACAUUUAAAAAUAAUAACCUAGGGGGUUGGGAGAGGUGACUCCAGUUAAGAAUUCAUACUGCUCUUGUAUAGGACCUGAGUUUGGUUCCCAGCACCCAUGUUGGGUGGCUCACUAACGACUUACAACUAUAGGUCCAGAAGAUCCGGUACUUCUGGCCUCCACAGGCACCUGCACUUAGAAGCACACACCCACAUACAGAUGUACACAUAAUUAAAAUUAAAAUAAAAUGGUGGUGGCACACGCCUUUAAUUCCAGCACUCGGGAGGCAGAGCCAGGCGGAUCUCUGUGAGUUCGAGGCCAGCCUGGGCUACGGAGUGAGAUCCAGGAAAGGUGCAAAGCUACACAGAGAAGCCCUGUCUCGAAAAACAAAACAAAACAAAACAAAAAAAGUCUUUUUAAAAAACACCUAAAACUUAGCUGUUGGAGGUACCAACAUGGAAAGCUGCCCUGCUGUGUAAGACCAGCUGAUGGUGUUCUGGCUAACGUAAGGCCUAUGGAGACAGAAAAGAACUCAGUGUGUGCUACGAGUUGGGAUGGGAGGAGAGGGGUGAGGAGGGGGAACACAGGGAACUUGGGCAAUGAAAAUUCUUUGUAGGACUAAUGAAGGACACGUGCCUGUCAUUGUACCCAUACACUAGAUAACUCCAGGGAAUUGCGUUGAGUGAAAUUACACACCAGUGACAUGCAUUGGUUGCAUCUGCAUAAUAUGUUGUUUUGUUGUUGUUGUUGUUGGAGACAGGGUUUCUCAAUGUAGCCCUGGCUGUCCUGGAACUUGCUCUGUAGACUAGAUCUCACAGAGAUCCGCCUGCCUCUGCCUCCAGAGUGCUGGGAUUAAAGGUGUGUGCCACCACCACCUGGCUGCAUCACAUCUUUUAAUUGAAAAACUAUGGAAAUCAAGGUUGGAUUGGUGGUUGCCAUGAGUUGGGCCUGGAAGAAGGAGGGUGAGGGAGGCGGGUGGACGUCUCUGUAAAAGCGACAGAGCAGGCUGUGAUGGCAUGAACCUGUAAUCUCAACACCUGGGAGGUGGAUCUGGAGUUCAAGGUUAGCCUCAACUAACCUAUGGUACAUGAGACACUGUUUCAAAAAAAUUAAUAAGUGAUGAAAGAACAUUAGGUCAGAUCCUUGGGGCCAUGGAGCUGUUCUUCAUCUUAAUUGUGGUGGUGAAUAGGCAAAUCUCAUGUGAUGAAUUGCACAGAAGUAAAUAUGUGAGUGGAGCUGGGAAGCUGGCUCAGCGGUUAAGAGCACUGGCUGCUCUUCCAGAGGUCCUGAGUUCAAUUCCCAGCACCCACAUGGUGGCUUACAACCAUCAAUAAUGGGAUCGGAUGUCCUUUUCUGGCCUGCAGGCAUACAUGCAGGCAGAGCACUCAUAGAUAAGGUAAAAUAAUUUUUUAAAAAAGAAGCAAAUACACGAGCAUGUGCCACAAGUAGGUGCACAUGGGCGUGAGCACGUGUAAAUCAGGGAGGAUGGGAGACUGGUGUGUCCUGGUUGUGGCGCCUGAACCGGCUCCUUUCGUGAGCUGUUAUCAUGGAGGGAAAUGGGCAGAGAAGACAUAAAGUCCCUCUGAAUUAUUUCAAGUCCUUGUCAACUUACAACGAUCUCAAACUUACAAGAGUAAUUAAAGAAACUCUCCAGAUGUGGCGGUAUGCACCUGUCACUACAGCAUUGGGAAGCUGAAGCAGGGGGACCGGGGAUUUGAAGGUAGCCUGGGUUACACACACAGCAAGGCCAUCUCACAAACUACACAACAAACCCAUCACACCACACAAGAAUGUUUGCAGCAGUCUUGCUGAGAACAAGAGGUCAGAAAGACCCUUUAAUCAGCACACUGGGGAGGCAGAGGCAGGUGGAGCUCUGAGUUUGAGGCCAGCCUGGUCUACAGAGUGAGGUCCAGGACAGCCAGGGCUGCACAGAGAAACCCUGUCUUGAAAAACAAAGACAGACAGACAGACAGAUGAAAGAAAGAAGAAAGACCCUGAACUGCAGUCAACAGGCACCCACUGAGACCUGAGGUUUGACCCCAAGACUAUUUAUUGCUUAACCUUGAGAGAUGAUAAGGUUUUGUGUUGAGUAAAUACACCCAUCCCUGACUUAACCUCAAGGGAAACGACAGAAGGCAGCCACCACAGCAGGUUCUCCGAGCCAUCCGUGAAGGGCAGGGCUGCCCGUUGGCAGAGGAUGAUCCAGAGGGAGGGGCCCGUAAGGAGCUCAGUUUCUCUGUAUACGCCCUUUUUCCUGUUAACACCACUUCAAUCCCGAGCCCGGCCACCCUCUGGUCACUGGGUUUCCCCUCUUAUGUCCAGCAGGUGGCGGAAGUGUUCCAAGGACAGGUGGCGGCUCUGUUUCAGGCGGCCGGCUCUCAUCUCCCGGCAGCAGGUGGUGCUCGGAGAACCACGCUGCUUGCUCACAGAGCCCCUGCCCAGGAACUGCCCCUCUCCCAAGUCCGGAGGAAGCAACAGGCUGGCUUUCUGGCCCGGACAGGGUUAACAGUCCACAUUCCAGAGCAGGGAAAAAGGAGGCUGGAGGUCACAGACAAAAGGAGGGGGCAGCUUCUAACAACACCACAGCUCUGGUGUGAGAGAUAGGUCACCCCCCAACAAUGGCCACAGCUGUUCUUGUCUGCCCCGAAGGAAACUGACUUAGGAAGCAGGUAUCAGAGAGGGCCCUUCCUGAGGGGACUUCUGUCUGCCUUGUAAAACUGUCAGGGCAGCUGCAGUGAUGUGUGGGUGAUGGAGAUGAAAAGGCGCACACAGGCGGCCGGCCGGCCACAGAUGGACAGGCCACUUACAAGUCGAGGCAGGUGGCAGAGCGCUGCAGAAGCUGUGUAGGUGGGGGACACUGAUUCAUCGCACAGUUAACAUACCAAGGCGGGAGGUGGACCGGAGCCGUCUUUCCAGCCUUCCUCUGGGGCUGGGGCAUCCUCCAACAAUCCAUCUCAGUGAAGGCUUCCGCCCGGUCCUCCUUUUUUUGCGCCUCAGGUGUGAACCCUCCUGCUCACGCCCCUCCUUCUCCCAGUGGCAUGGCCCUUUCUGUCACGGCCGGCUGAGCCAGCAACUCCUUUGGAUGUCUUUGUGCCUAGACCCACGGUUCUCAACCUGUGGGUCAUGACCCCAUGGGGGUUGUUGAAUGACCCUUUCACAAGGUUCAUCGACCCUAAGACCAUGGGAAAUAUCAGGUGUUUACAUUAUGAUUCAUAACAGUGUCAAAAUUACAGUUACAAAGUAGCAAUGAAAAUAAUUUUAUGGUUGGGGAUGACCACAGCGUGAGGAACUGUUUUAAAGGGCCACAGCAUUAGGAAGGUUGAGAACCAGUGGCCUAGAUGGACCAGAGAUGGCUUUCUGAAACUCAUCUGUUACAUGUGUCCCUUGGGUCUUUCCUCUAAGACUCGGAGCUGUUUAUGAAAAUAUAAUGAGAGGCUGGAGAGAUGACUUGGUGAGUAAGAGUGCAUGUUGUGCAAGCAUGAAGACCUGAGUUCGAAUCCCUAGCACUCAUGUGGAAAAGUGGCCAUAUGUGCUUAUAACCCCAGGAUUGCGGGGGUGGGGUAGGAGGGUAGAGGCAGGUGAAUCAUGGGAGCUCACAAGCCAGUUAUCCAGCCUAACCUACAUGUCUCAGUAAGAGAGCCUGUCUCGGGGAAUAACUUGGAGAGUGACAGAGGAGAACACACCUCCUCUGGUCUUUGCAUGAACCCACACAUGUAUACACGGGACUUGUAAGUACACACAUAUAACACACACACACACACACACGUACACAGAAAAUGUAAUAAGCUGAGAAAUGAUGGGGGAAACAUCAGCACUAAAAGCACUGACCUUGGCUUUUGCUAAGAAAUGGGAAUCCAUGUUGCCUGCCUCAGACCUGGCCAGGGAAGGAACUACCUUUGGCUCACCAGCCUACAAGCCACAGUGAGUUCCCUGGCUAAAAAUCACCUGUGACAGAUCCCAGGUCCCAAAGAGUAGAUGAGAUUUCCUCUUUGUGCUCCAUCUCCAAGAGCCUUGGUGACCUGCUUACCUCAACCUGUCACCAGAAACCCACCUUCUCGCCGGUGGCUCUGGACUCCCUACUACCCCCACCCCCCAUUUUUGAAGAGAAAGCCAAGACACUUUUUUUGCUCAGAAUCGUUAGUGUUGAGCCAUAUGGACUUGAGGCCAAUGGGGUUUCUUUAAAAGCGUCCCUGUACAGGGCUUGCAUAGCAAGCCUGAGACCCUAGGUUGGAUUCCCCAGAAUCCCCCCCCCCCCCCCAAAUAAAAAAGGCAUCCUUCUGCUUCUGGGUGGGAGUGGGGUGUAAAAACACCUUUAAUUAAGACCAUUAGCUGGUGAGGUGACAAAGAAGCUUGGCUAGAGGAAUUCGGUCAGCUGGACUCUGCCUUCUGUGGAACUCGGAGCCCCACAUGUUUCCUUUGUUAAGCUGGCCCACAGUUUGUUUUGAGAAUGCCUGAGGGGCCCAGGGAGCCAGACAAUUAAAAGCCAAGCUCAUUUUGAUAUCUGAAAACCACAGCCGUCUGAACGUGGGAGGUUCUGGGAGAGCUAGCUCUGUCCCUGCCUCACCGCCCCCCUUGGGUCACCUGGGAGUGCCAGCAGCAAUUUGGAAGUUUGCUGAGCUCGAGAAGUCUUGGGGAGGGCUCACUCUGAGCACACCCCUUUCCCCCUGGAGAGGGGGGUGAGGAAACAUGGGACCAGCCCUGUUCCAGCCCCUCCUUAUUGGCUGGCAUGAGGCAGAGGGGGCUUUAAAAAGGCCACUGUAUCUAGGCUGGGAACUGGAGCCUGUGCUAGGGACUGCCCUCCAUCUGGCACCAUGCAGCUCUCCCUAGCCCCGUGUCUUGUCUGUCUGCUUGUUCAUGCAGCCUUCCGUGCUGUGGAGGGCCAGGGGUGGCAAGCCUUCAAGAAUGAUGCCACAGAAAUCAUCCCUGGGCUCAGAGAGUACCCUGAGCCUCCCCAGGAACUGGAGAACAACCAGACCAUGAACCGGGCAGAGAACGGAGGAAGACCUCCCCACCAUCCCUAUGACACCAAAGACGCGUCGGAAUACAGCUGCCGCGAGCUGCACUACACCCGCUUCGUGACGGACGGGCCGUGUCGCAGCGCCAAGCCGGUCACCGAGCUGGUGUGCUCGGGCCAGUGUGGCCCCGCGCGCCUGCUGCCCAACGCCAUCGGCCGCGUGAAGUGGUGGCGCCCGAACGGACCCGACUUCCGCUGCAUCCCGGACCGCUACCGCGCUCAGCGGGUGCAGCUGCUGUGCCCCGGUGGCGCGGCGCCGCGGGCGCGCAAGGUGCGUCUGGUGGCCUCCUGCAAAUGCAAGCGCCUCACACGCUUCCACAACCAGUCGGAGCUCAAGGACUUCGGGCCCGAGACCGCGCGACCGCAGAAGGGUCGCAAGCCACGGCCCCGCGCCCGGGGCGCCAAAGCCAACCAGGCGGAGCUGGAGAACGCCUACUAGAGCGCUCCCGCGCCCACGCAGCCCCCGAGCGAUCCGACUCGUUUUCAUUGUAAAGCCUGCAGCCCAAGCCAGGGGCACCAAACCUUCCGGGCCCGUGAGCGGAGUCCCCAACCCGUAGAGUCCCCUUGCCCUCCUGCCUGCUGCGGGGGUUCCCGCAGGCCAGGAGAGGGAGCUGAGUCAUAGACACUGAGCCACUCUGUCCAGCCCGGAGCGGGGGGUACUGGGGCGGGGAGGUAGAGGACCCUCCUAUACUCGCUGGUUCCCUAUGGGACAAGGUAGCAUUUUCACCAUGAAGGGAGGGGAGUGUGAAAGAACCGGGUUACGGAAGUACAGUAAGAUUCCCCCACCCCCACCCCACUGUGUGCAAGAACACGGGACUAGAUAGGGUCUUUGGCCCUGGCUUGGCCACUGAGUGUGAGGUUGAGCUACGUGGUUCUCUUUGGGUAUCUCAGUGUCUCCUUUGUAAAAUAUGGGUCAGGGUGAGAGUAAGACUCUCCAAGGACUCUGCUGAGAUUCCAAGGACAUGGGCAGAUGGAAGGGACAGGGAGUGAGCGAGGGAAAGAGAGAGAGAGGGAAAGAGAUUUCUGGUUGGCAACUUCCUAGAAGGGGCUGUUGAUUCCCGGCCUGGCCUCCCCAGAUGUUUGGCUACCCCCACUCCUUCGUCUCAAAUUUGCCUUCAACUGGGGUUGGGUCCCAGAGAUGGUGGCAGGGACAGAAAUCGCACCCCUGUUCCCCAAAGCUCACUUUCCUGCCCCUACUGCCUUGACACAUUUUAAAGGGGUUUUCUACACAGCAGUUGAAGGUCCUUGGGGGAAACCGGGCUUGCCAGCCACUUCCAACCAAAGAUGUCUCUUCCAGGACAACUCCUCCCGCCUGCCACCCACGGACACAUUUCUGUCUAGGAAAACAGCUUCUUCGUGCUCUCCUUCGCGAUGGCAUAUCUUACAUGAAAAGUAGUGGGGGGGGGGAGGGGAACAAGUGCUGUACAUAUGCUGAGAAGCUGUGAGGCGCCACAGCCGCCACCCACAAAUCUUUUUGUAAAUCAUUUCCAGACACCUCUUACUUUCUGUGUAGAUUUUAAUUGUUAAAAGGGGAGGGGGAAAAAAAGAAUGUUGUAACCGAAGCACAUGGGAGGAGGGAAGCCCCUGGGGCUAGCCUGGUGGGUUUGGCAAACUCUCCAUGUGGGACUCAUCCACAAGAAUGGAAGUCGUGGUUUUUAAAGAGUUCAGUGACAUAUUUAUUUUCUCAUUUAAGUUAUUUAUGCCAACGUUUUUCUUGUAGAGAAUGACAGUGUUAAUAGCGCUUUGUGAAACACAAGUGUGUUUUUUUGGCCACCGGAGGCAUUGUUAAUAAA